Molecule: messenger RNA, 2106 nt
Organism: Rhodamnia argentea
Lineage: Eukaryota; Viridiplantae; Streptophyta; Magnoliopsida; Myrtales; Myrtaceae
Product: probable inorganic phosphate transporter 1-3
Exons: 2
Coding region: 176-1795 (539 amino acids)
Biological process (GO): phosphate ion transport; transmembrane transport
Cellular component (GO): membrane
Molecular function (GO): phosphate transmembrane transporter activity
Source: RefSeq, a predicted model, not a curated record
CCGUUGACUUUGACCGUUGGGGAGGGAGUGGGGCAUAUACCGGUGGAUACCCGUCUUGAUUCCAGUUUUCCGCAGGGCCAAACAUGCAUUUAAAUGCCCAACCCCCUCUGCUCCCAUUUCACUCUCUCCAUCUCCAACCCAGCAGCAACUCCUGAGGUGGGAUUGAUUGGCAGUCAUGGCUCGAAACCAACUAGGGGUGCUUGACGCGCUCGAUGUGGCCAAGACGCAAUGGUAUCAUUUCACCGCGAUCAUCAUCGCGGGGAUGGGAUUCUUCACCGACGCGUACGAUCUCUUUAGUAUAUCCCUUGUCACCAAGUUACUCGGCCGGAUAUACUACUAUGACCCCAACUCUGCCAAGCCUGGCACUUUGCCUCCCAAUGUCGCAGCUGCUGUCAACGGCGUCGCGCUCUGUGGCACUUUGGCCGGGCAGCUUUUCUUCGGGUGGCUUGGUGACAAGAUGGGACGGAAACGAGUCUAUGGCCUAACCCUGGUCCUCAUGGUCGUUUGCUCCCUCGCCUCUGGGCUCUCGUUAGGCCACCAGCCCAAGGGCGUCAUGGCCACCCUCUGUUUCUUCCGGUUCUGGCUAGGGUUCGGCAUCGGCGGCGACUACCCGUUGUCUGCGACCAUCAUGUCCGAAUAUGCCAACAAGAAGACCCGUGGGGCGUUCAUCGCCGCAGUCUUCGCCAUGCAAGGAUUCGGGAUAUUGGCUGGAGGGAUCGUGGCACUCAUCGUCUCUAGCGCAUUCGAUCAUGCAUACAAGGCUCCUCCGUACUCAGCUGAUAGGGCAGGCUCCACUGUUCCAGAAGCCGAUUACAUCUGGAGGAUCAUUGUGAUGUUCGGCGCGAUCCCGGCCGCAAUGACCUACUACUGGCGAAUGAAGAUGCCUGAGACCGCUCGUUACACCGCCCUAGUGGCCAAGAACGCGAAAAAGGCGGCAACCGACAUGUCUAGGGUGUUGAACGUCGACCUUGAGGCAGAGGAAGAGAAGGUGGAAAGGAUUGCGCGAGAGGAUUCCAGCAACUUCGGCUUGUUCAGCAGAGAAUUCGCUCGCCGCCACGGGCUGCACCUCGUCGGGACCACCACCACUUGGUUCUUGUUGGACAUUGCUUACUACAGCUCCAACCUCUUCCAGAAGGACAUCUUCAGCAAGGUGGGUUGGCUUCCCAAGCCAGAGAGCAUGAACGCCGUUCAUGAAGUUUUCCGCAUUGCCAAAGCACAGACCUUGAUUGCACUCUGCGGCACCGUCCCCGGAUACUGGUUCACGGUUGCUUUCAUCGAUCACAUUGGAAGGUUCGCUAUCCAAAUGAUGGGCUUCUUCUUCAUGACCGUGUUCAUGUUCGCCCUCGCCAUCCCUUACCAUCACUGGACCCUGAAGCCGAACCACAUCGGCUUCGUGGUCAUGUACUCGUUCACCUUCUUCUUCGCCAACUUCGGGCCCAAUGCCACGACGUUCGUCGUGCCGGCAGAGAUUUUCCCGGCGAGGCUCCGGUCGACUUGCCACGGCAUAUCAGCGGCGUGCGGAAAGGCGGGGGCAAUCGUCGGGGCCUUCGGGUUUUUGUACGCUGCUCAGGGGAAAGCCUUAGCGGAUAGAGACGCUGGCUACCCCCCGGGGAUUGGAAUGAAGAACUCGUUGAUCAUGCUUGGCGUGAUCAACUUCUUCGGGAUGGUGUUCACUCUGUUAGUCCCCGAAUCGAAAGGAAAGUCGCUUGAGGAGCUCACGGGCGAAAAUGAGGACGAGCCCGGUCAGACCCAGCAGCCUCAGGAGAUGUCCGCUGUUAGAACUGUCCCACAAUGAUGUCAGACUCCUAAGUGACUUGGUCUUGAAAAAUGAAGGUAGUUCAAAUUGAGUGCUGAAGCAACUUCCCGUGCUGCUGAAUUUCAUGGAAUCGUCGUCGUCGCGCACGAUGAAUAAGUUCAGUAGAGAAACUCCAUUAUGCAUUCAAGAAACAGUGGAAGAUGUGUAUAUGAAGUUCAUAUUUGUUGUAUGAGCGGUUUGGUUUUUCAUGUUUUCAAUCUUAGAAGUCCCCCAUUUACCGUUUGAUUCCUAGAAGAUGAGACAAAUUCCUAUAACCUAUGACGUUUCUAUGAAAGCUGUGCCUCUAUUCA